AUGGGCGUCGUUUACUCCCAUCUGAGGGAUGCUUAUUAUGGCCUCGGCGGACUCCUCGCCACGAUCGCCGAGGGCGGUGACUCUUUCAAUCAAGCCCUAGUACGCAUCAACGCCCCACGGUUGCCGAUUAUGAAUAGUACGACGGCGUUUUGGCAGCAGCAACCCCCGUAUCCAGAGCUUGUAAACAUACACUCAGACAAACUCUCGGAUUCUGCCGACAUUGUGAUAAUUGGAUCUGGCAUGUCUGCAGCCAGUAUUGCGCACACCAUCUUGAAGGAGAGUCAAUCAAUCGGACUCCCACGGAAGGUUGUCAUUCUGGAAGGAAGAACGAUAUGCAGCGGGGCGACCGGUAGGAAUGGCGGCCAUAUCAAGGUUGCUCCAUACGUUGAAUACCCCAAAGCCAAGAAGAGAUUCGGCGCUGCGAGUGCGCGAAAAAUUUUAGCGUUUCAUAUGAAGCAUCUACCAUUUAUCCUUCAGCUGGCCCAAAGAGAAGGGCAUGACAAAGGUGAAGUAAGAGAAGUGCAGGCUAUUGACGCAUUCACGGACCCAAAAAUGCUGCACCUAUCCGUGGCACAACUGGACAUACUUAAAGCUGAUCUGCCUAUAAUUGCGGAAGGGAUAGAAGUGCUAGACGCCAAAACGAUUCAAGAGAGGUUUGGCUUCAGUGACCAUUUUCAUGGAGGUAUCCAAUACCGUAGCGGUGCCAUGUGGCCAUACCGCUUUGUCACCUCUAUCUAUACUUCGCUAUUAGAUGGGUUUCCCGACGAACUUUCGAUCGAAACAGGAACGGCGGUACAGGAAAUCAAGGUUGCAAGCGAUCUUAGUAUGCCGUUUGUCCUGAAGACGUCUCGCGGCGACAUCAAAGCUUCUCAAGUUAUCCAUGCCACAGACGCUUCCACGGCUAACCUGAUCCCUGGUCUAGUUGGGAAGUUGUUUCCUGUCCGCGGGCAUAUGUCAGCUCAGAAGCCUGGGAAAUCAUUCCCAAACUAUAACGGUAGUCUCUCCUGGUCCAUAGUCAAUAGCAAGGACUAUGAAUACAUCUCGCAACGACCUGGGCUACCUGAUGGGGUGGAAGGCCUCGGAGCAGAGAUAAUGACAGGGGGAGGUACCUCCCAUGGCAGUGGGGGGAGUAUAGGUGAGGUGGGCCAGUGGAGUGACGGCGAGAUCAGCCAUCCGACCGCAUCGUAUCUCACAGGCGUCCUACCAGUCUCUUUCAGGAAGGAAUUCUGGGGAGAAGAUGCCGAUGGAUCAAGGGUAAAAGAAUUGUGGACUGGGUCAAUGGGCUACACUCUCGACAUGAUGCCCUACAUUGGUCGGCUUUCGUCAAGUUUAACUCAGCGCCCUUUCAUAACUCAACCAAUGAAAUCUCAUGCGACCGAUACAAGACCAGGUCCUUCAGAGUGGAUCUGCGCCGGUUUCAAUGGCUCAGGCAUGGUUUUGACAUGGCUUAGCGGAGUAGCGACGGGUUUGAUGGUCCUUGGACGUGAGAAUGUAAAAUCUGAAGAGCAAUACUGGAAGCCGGACGGGAUUGUGCAAGAGUGGCUCCCGGACGAGUUUGUCUGUUCUCCAGAAAGGGUCUCUCGUGGCAGCAUCUACGAGUUUCCCAGCCUGAUAUGA
Messenger RNA from Exophiala bonariae, 1617 nucleotides. RefSeq lists its product as uncharacterized. The coding region runs from base 1 to 1617 and encodes 538 amino acids. The transcript is spliced from 2 exons. Gene Ontology annotation, cellular component: cytoplasm. The record is from RefSeq and is a predicted model, not a curated record. Gene Ontology annotation, molecular function: oxidoreductase activity. Lineage: Eukaryota; Fungi; Ascomycota; Eurotiomycetes; Chaetothyriales; Herpotrichiellaceae.